Thelazia callipaeda (thelaziosis nematode) is the source of this 489-nucleotide messenger RNA. The record is from the annotation of a GenBank genome assembly. Lineage: Eukaryota; Metazoa; Nematoda; Chromadorea; Rhabditida; Thelaziidae.
AUGGAAUAUGUAAUGCAAGGCAAUGAAGACGCAGAAGAAUCACCACGGGAAACCGAAAGCAAUCGAACUGAUGCUGCAGCUGGAGGCGAUAAUGAUGGCCUAAGCAUGCAAGAUGAAUGCAAUUUUUUAGGUCACACUGUUCACUUAGUAUAUUCAGAAUAUGAUGAUCCACCAUCGGAAACUGCUGUAGAAGUAAUUGAAGGGCCGCAACAUUACUGGUGGUCAAGUGUGAAAUCACCUGAUCAAGAAGUAUGUCUUGUUUAUUCUGAAUACAGUGAGCCAUCAACUGAAACAAGUAUUGAUAUGGACCAGUUCUUCAAUGAUAAAAAAAAAACCGGACGUGAAGUUCGCCUAGUAUAUUCUGAAUGUGAAGAACCACCAUCAGAGACAGACGUUGAAUAUGAUGGACGUCCUUGGUGUUCACUUUUCGGUCAAGAUUUGCGAUUUCUUUUAGGCUAUGAAAAAGUUUACUUGGGAAAUCGAAUCUAA